AUGUUUAAGCAUCUUGUAAAGUUCGCAUUUCAUCGAAGGGCUAUAUGUUGCAUCGGAAUUCUUACUUUAUCCUUUCUCUUUUUCAUUCACGUAUCCAGAAGGGUGUCUCUCAUUUCUUCUACUCAGGUGCAUUCAAAUGGUGUAAAAAUCGUUGUUUUCAACAGGAUUCCAAAAACUGGAAGCACAUCAAUUGUUCGCAUUUUUGAAGCGCUUAGCAAUCGUAAUAAAUUUCGUGUCUACAGAGUGGCUAUUUUUAAUCCUAUACAGUUUCUUAAUCCUCUAGCUCACAGAACUUUUGUUGAUGAAAUCUCAUUAAUAUCACAUUACUCAAAUCUUCUCGUUCAUGGACAUUUCUAUCAUCUAAAUUUCAAUCAAUUCGGUCUUGGUCGUGAUCUGGUGUACAUAAAUAUUUUGCGGGAUCCCCUUGAGAGACUAGUUUCAAAGUACUAUUUUAUUCGUUUCGGUGAUGAUCACCGCCCAAACACUCACCGAAGCCGUAUGACAAAUGAUUCCCUGCAAUAUCAGACUUUUGAUGACUGUGUCCAAACACAGGGGGAGGACUGUAACCCCAAACUUCUCUGGGUUCAGAUACCGUUCUUUUGUGGAACUGCAUCGUACUGUCGCAUUAUCGGAAAUCCUGAAGCCUUAGAAACUGCUAAACGUCGUUUAGUUGAGGAUUAUCUCCUUGUUGGAGUCCUUGAAUUCUUCGACGAGUUCUUGGAACUCCUCUCAAAUCUUAUGCCCAAUUACCUUGAUGGUAUCGAGGAGACUAAGGGUCUUCAAAUUGAUGGACACCCAUUAUGGCACCUUCGAAAUACCCGAAAGAAAUCUCCGAUUCGGUUGAAAACCCGUGAAGUUUUCCAAAAUAACACAAUCUGGAGGAUGGAACAAAACUUCUACGAGUUCGUGAAAUCUGAAUUCAUUUCCCGAUACAAGCUCUAUCGAUCUUCAUUACCCUUUGAUGCAAUCAGCUGGCAAAAGUCCGCUUUGAUUCGAGUUGUUUAA
This is a messenger RNA of Rodentolepis nana, 1005 nucleotides long. The record is from the annotation of a GenBank genome assembly. NCBI's taxonomy places the organism in Eukaryota, Metazoa, Platyhelminthes, Cestoda, Cyclophyllidea, Hymenolepididae.